AUGGAAGUCACCGUCGGUUUGCAAUCUUCGGGAUAUCAAGUCCUCUCUGUAGAUCCUUCGUCGGAAAGUGAUAUGCAGAACUACUCGUCUUUCAGUGACCUCCCACUUAUCAUUAGCGGGCUGCCCAGCAUCGACUCGAUCACUAAUUCAUCAUAUACGAGGAGCAAUCAACCAAACGCUACCUCGUCUUCAAACAUGCCAAACCUGUUUCAAGGGGGUCAAUACGACUACUAUUUUGAGGCUAUGUUUGCAGAUGCACCUGAGUUACCCGUAGAGGCUUUCAUGCAGAAAGAUGUUUUGAUUAAAGCCGCCCAGACACAGUGGUCCGCUUAUUGGGCAAGGAUCACGGACGCCUACAUGCGCGUGCCUGUGGACCAAGACCAAACAAUCCAGGGAAGCGUCGUGUAUUAUAGCACGAGGGUCUUUGUAGAUCGACGUACCGCGCGGAUCAUGGAGGGCCUUCUCGCCGGUAUUGUCGUAUGCAUCAUCUUCGUCGCUUUUUCCCUCAGGACAGCGAGCGGCCUGCCGCGGCCACCGCACUCGAUAGCGUCGCAGAUGAGUCUCUUCGCGGGAAGCAAGACGUUGACCAUGCGUGAGCUGCGGAGGUCUAACGCCCAGCACAUGUCUUCUGCCCAACUGAGGAAAGCACUCGAUGGCUACUGGUUCGGUCUUGGAUGGUGGGAGGAUGAUGCUGGACAAGUGAGGUAUGGCAUCGACAUGGCGGUGCCGGGUGCGCAGCCGGAGCGGCUGAGUGACUACACACCUGUGCUUAAUCUGGCGGAGGGGAAGAAAGGAUUCUCGAGAUUUGAUAGUGCUGAGGGCAUUCCCAAGGUUGAAGGACUGGAAUCCUACCAGCUGCAGGACAUGAACGGACGUCGAGAAGACAAAGACACAGGGGUUGAUGUCCACAUUGUGUAA
Fibroporia radiculosa is the source of this 918-nucleotide messenger RNA. RefSeq lists its product as uncharacterized. Lineage: Eukaryota; Fungi; Basidiomycota; Agaricomycetes; Polyporales; Fibroporiaceae. Bases 1 to 918 code for a protein of 305 amino acids. The transcript has 2 exons. The record is from RefSeq and is a predicted model, not a curated record.